CUCCCAAACUCUUUCAUAAUGUGUUCAAAUGCUCCCAAACUCUUUCGUUUCUUGUUUGUUUAACUUUUGCUAGGUUUGUUCCUCGGAGUACUUGUUUCCAACCUUCUCACGAAGUCUCGACCCGCACCCUACACCGAGCCAUGUCAGUCCUUACCUUGGGCGCCGCCGCUAGCUGGCCGGAGGCCGUUGUCCAGGGCCUCCUCUUCAUCCUCGCCGCGGGCAUGCUCGUCGCCCUGCACUCCCUCCCCCGUCGCGUUGCUCACCGCCUCCGACGCAGGGCCGGCAGCUCCUCCGCCGCGCAGUCGCGCCGGCACUUCGCGCUGGGCGCCCAGCUCCUCGCCCGCGCGCGUGCCGCCGCGCCCAAGCCACCGGGCCCGCUUGCCCGCGCGGCCGUCGCAGAGGCGGACCGCGCCAUCGCGCUCGACCCCCGCGACGCCGCGCCGCUGAUCCUCAAGGCCCUCGCCCUCGACCUCCAGGGCCACCGCCUCCCCGCGCUGCGCACCCUCGACGCCGCCCUCGCGCCGCCGCUCGCGCGCUCCCUUGAGCCGAGGGAGCGCGGGGACGCGCUCGCCAAGCGCGCCGAGCUCGCGCUAGCGCUCAACCGCCGCCGCCGCCUCGACCAGGCCGCGGCGGAUCUGGCCGAGGCAGUCCGCCUUAGCCCCGAGAACCCCCGCGCUCAUGCUCUACUCGGCGAGUGCUACGAGAGGAAGGGCCUCACUGCCGAAGCCAGGAGGUCCUUCAAGACCGCCGCGUCCCUUGACCCAUCUCUGGCUACUGCGCGCGACGGCCUCCGUCGGACAGGCGGGGGCAGCGAUGGCAACGAGAGUGAUUAAUGACCUGUUGCUGGGCAAGCAUUUGUAACUGUUGUUGUAUAUUUCGGGGUGGAAUGAACGAUCCCCUUUAAGACCAAAAAUGGUAAAUGUUUCAUGUAUAAUGCUGUGUGGCUUUGCUGUAGUUGCUUACCUUGAAGAUAUGUUACUUACUUAUGGUCCACUGUUGUUGAUUAACUGAAUAUGCUAUUUUAGUACAAUGGAGAUAUGAUUUAUGACUUGAA
This is a messenger RNA of Lolium perenne, 1054 nucleotides long. RefSeq lists its product as uncharacterized. NCBI's taxonomy places the organism in Eukaryota, Viridiplantae, Streptophyta, Magnoliopsida, Poales, Poaceae. Gene Ontology annotation, molecular function: protein binding. The record is from RefSeq and is a predicted model, not a curated record.